AUGGGUUCGGAGUGGGGUCUCAGUGCUGCUUCUGGUUUGGUGGCACCAUUGUUGGUAGACUAUUUAGUGAAGCCAAUCGAACGUCGUAUUCGUUACUUAUUUCGUUUUCAUAAGAUAGUUCAAGAGCUGCACCAAAACCAACAAGAUUUGGCUGCAAAAGAAACUCAAGUGAAAGACGACGUUGAGGAGGCUAAAUUGCAGAUUCGAACUCAAGUGAUCUACGACCAAGUUGAUGAAUGGCCGACAAAGGCAGAAAAUGCCCUAAAGGAUGUAAAAGUUUUGGACUCUGAAAUUGAAGAAAAUAAGAGAUGCUUCUGUCUGUGUCCUAAUUGGUGUUGGCGAUAUCAAUUAAGUCAGGAGAUUGAGAAUAAAACAUUGGAAAUAGCUGAUCUCGUAAAAAAAUCCGAAUUUAAACGAGUCGGCCAUCGUGCAAAGCUUCCUAGCUUAGAUUUGGUCACAUCUAAGGAUAAUGUGGAUUUAAAAUCUUCAGGUGCUGCUUUCAAUAAGAUCAUGGAGGCAUUGAAGGAUGAUAUAGUAAAAAAAAUAGGGGUGUGGGGGAUGGGAGGAGUGGGCAAAACCACCUUAGUCAGAAACGUGAGUGGUAAAGUCAGAGGAUUUGAUCGAGUUAUAAUGGUCACUGUGUCCGAAACUGUAGACAUUGAAAAAAUACAAAACAAAAUUGCAGAUGACUUAGACUUGAAAUUUGGCAAGAACACUGAAGGCGGCAAAGCAACAGAGUUGUGGAGUAGAUUGAGUAAUGGAAAGUUUCUCGUAAUCAUCGAUGAUCUAUGGAAGGAGUGGAAUGAUGAUGGGGAUUUGAGAAAGAUAGGUAUUCCAUUGGUUAAAGAUGAAAAGGGUUGCAAAAUCAUCUUGACAACACGCAACUAUAAUGUUUGUCAACAUAUGGAAUGUGAGGAGACAAUUCAACUGAAGGUUUUGGAAGAUGGUGAAGCAUGGACUCUGUUCGAAAUGAAUGCAGGUAUCAAGAAAGCUGAUUCGCGUGUUAUUGGGGAGGCUAAGAAAAUUGCAAAAGAAUGCAAGGGCUUACCUUUAGCCAUUGUAACACUAGCAAAGGCUUUAAAAGGUAAAGCUCUUGAUAGGUGGAAAGAUGCACGAAAAAAACUUGAAAGAAGUGGAUUAAUGGAGAUUCCAAGCAUUCAAACAGAGAGAGAGAGAAAAAUGCCUACAUUUCUCUUAAGAUCAGUUAUGAGCAUUUGA
Messenger RNA from Gossypium raimondii (Peruvian cotton), 1218 nucleotides. RefSeq names its product probable disease resistance protein At5g43740. Gene Ontology annotation, molecular function: ADP binding. NCBI's taxonomy places the organism in Eukaryota, Viridiplantae, Streptophyta, Magnoliopsida, Malvales, Malvaceae. Bases 1 to 1218 code for a protein of 405 amino acids. The record is from RefSeq and is a predicted model, not a curated record. The transcript has a single exon.